GCUUCUACAGCAGCAGUACCAAGCGCAGCAGAACAUUGCAGCAACCUUGAUCUCAUCUUAAAUUUUAACCAACAUUUCUGGCUUCGAUGGUCCCUGCAUUUUCAGACCUAGAUUACUGCUGAGAGAAGCUCACUGCAUCACUGAAAGGAUCUCAAGUCCUCCUAGAUGGCCAACAGGGGACCAAGCUAUGGCUUAAGCCGAGAAGUCCAGGAGAAGAUUGAACAAAAAUAUGACCCAGAACUGGAAAGUCGUUUGGUGGACUGGAUUAUUGUACAAUGUGGUGAAAAUAUAGAGCAACCUCCUCCUGGAAGGCAACAUUUUCAGAAAUGGCUAAUGGAUGGAACACUGCUGUGCAAGUUAAUAAACAGUUUACAUCCAAGGGGGAAAGAACCCAUUCCAAAGAUCUCAGAAUCAAAGAUGGCUUUCAAACAAAUGGAGCAAAUUUCUCAGUUCCUGAAAGCUGCAGAAAUUUAUGGAGUAAGAACAACAGAUAUUUUCCAGACGGUGGAUUUAUGGGAAGGAAAAGACAUGGCGGCUGUGCAAAGAACUUUAAUGGCUUUGGGCAGUGAGGCUGUCACAAGGGAUGAUGGAUGUUAUAGGGGGGAUCCAUCUUGGUUUCACAGAAAAGCACAAAAGAACCGACGAGGGUUUUCAGAGGAGCAACUUCGUCAAGGACAGAAUGUCAUCGGCCUACAAAUGGGGAGCAACAAGGGAGCCUCCCAGUCUGGAAUGACAGGAUAUGGCAUGCCAAGACAGAUCAUAUAACUCAAUCUUCCCCUUUAAAACACAGACAUAAACACAGGCACACUACAGCAUGGCCUGACUUGGGUGGGGCAGGGGGGGGCAUAGCUAGUUACCGUAUGUGCUAAAAUCUGCUUCUAAGUUUCCCCUUUUGAGAUCUUUGGAUAUAUAUUUUUGCAGCUGCAAACUUUUGGUCUAAAAUGUGGAUCUGUGUGUUUGUCGUAUGCCAAUUCACACAGCACGCUGGUGCCACACAAUGUUCAAUUUUGAACUAUGCAAAGACACUCUUUUUCUGUAUUUAUUUGCAAUUUGUUACAUUCUGUACUGGUGUCUUAUUGAACUUGCUCUUGCCUCCUCAGUUAUCUUGUUCUACAC
Molecule: messenger RNA, 1116 nt
Organism: Eublepharis macularius
Lineage: Eukaryota; Metazoa; Chordata; Lepidosauria; Squamata; Eublepharidae
Gene: TAGLN3
Product: transgelin 3
Exons: 5
Coding region: 166-765 (199 amino acids)
Molecular function (GO): protein binding
Source: RefSeq, a predicted model, not a curated record